AUGUUCCACGGUCCGGGGUUUCCACCCAACGGCUCCCUCGAGGAGGACGGUCCGCUGAGCCAGGCCUGCGGGCGUCCGGGCCCGGGGCUCGCCUGCUCCCCGCGCGCCCGACUCGGGCGCGCGCCCUUCCCAGGCGGCGGCGCCGGAGCGCGGCCCCUCGCGGCCUCUCCCGCGCGUCCCGUCCCGGCUGGGGCUGACCCGGGAGGCGGCGAAGGGGCCAGUGGCGCGGCAGCGACUUCGCGGCGCCCCGGGCGUGAGGCCGGCCCGCCUGACCUCACAAUGCGCGCCGAGCGGAGGGCGCCGGCGGGAGGGGGUCCGCGGGGAGCCCCGCGCCCGGAAGGCCGCGCCGCGCCGCGCUCACCUGCGUCUCCCCCGCCAUCGCGCUCCGCUGCCUCCACUUCCGCAGCGCCGCGGUCGCCGGCCCCGCCCGCGGCCCACAGGCCUCAGCCCCCGGGAAGCUCGGCCGGCGCCCGCUAUCACCUUGCGCCGCGCCGCCCAGGCCGCCGCCGGCACCGCCGGGAGAGCGCACGGUCGGCCGCGCUCUGCGGGCUUCAGGCUUUGCGACCCUGCCGUACCGCAGCCCCGCGCGCGCGCGCGCGACUCUGCCGUGUGGCGCGGGAGGUGGCGCACGCUGCCAUGGCGGCCCUGGGCUCCGGGCGGAAGGCUCUGUGCUCGCCCCUGUGCCGCGGAUUCGCGGGCUGCGGCUGCCGGCUCGCUUCGGAGCGCGGGGCCGAGAGGAGGGACGCGGCGCCCGGCCUGGACUCAAGAUUCUGCCCUCCAAGAAAAUCUUGUCACGAUUGGAUUGGACCCCCAGAUAGACAUUCAAACCUCCGCCCUGUGCACUUCUACAUCCCUGAAAAUGAAUCAUCAUUGGAGCAAAAGCUCAGGGAACUGAGACAAGAAACACAAGAAUGGAACCAGCAGUUCUGGUCGAACCAGAAUUUGACUUUCAGUAAGGAGAAGGAAGACUUCAUCCACUCAAGACUGCAAGCCCGAGGCCUGGGCCUGGCAGUGGAAUCAGGUCAAAAAACAACAUUGAGCGCAGAAGAAAUGGCUGACUUUUACAAGGAAUUUUUAAGUAAAAAUUUUCAGAAGCACAUGUAUUAUAACAGAGACUGGUACAGGCGUAAUUUUGCCAUCACCUUCUUUAUGGGCAGAGUGGCCCUGGAGAGGAUGUGGAACAAGCUGAAGCAGAAGCCAAAGAAGAUGAGCAGUUAGGCCGCCCUGACCCGCCAGGCCAAGCACCACUCCGGAGGGCCUGUGAGUGGCCAGAGUCCAAGGUCGCUCUCCUCUCAGGGCAGGGCCAGCUGAUCCCACCUGACUGGGUCGCCAGCCAGCUGGUUGUCACGGAUAUGCUGUUAAAUAAAGCCCAAGCUCUGCA
This is a messenger RNA of Heterocephalus glaber (naked mole-rat), 1381 nucleotides long. RefSeq names its product cytochrome c oxidase assembly factor 8 (gene Coa8). Gene Ontology annotation, biological process: intrinsic apoptotic signaling pathway. Lineage: Eukaryota; Metazoa; Chordata; Mammalia; Rodentia; Bathyergidae. Gene Ontology annotation, cellular component: mitochondrion. The record is from RefSeq and is a predicted model, not a curated record.